UUCCGCCUUGGCUGAGCGGCGCACACAAUCGAGAGGGGAGGGGAGGGAAGCCGAGAAGAAGAGUGAAGCCACCGAGACGCAGUGGGGCACAGCACGGACUCCAAGCAAAUUACAUUACCGACGCACCAAUAUCCAGGCAGCCCGUCUCCAAAUUUACACGUCAACAAGCGACUUGUGCCGUGGCGCGCCAGAGCCUUUCAGCAUGGAGACUGCGCUAAAAAACAAGCACUAAGAUGUGAGAUUUACGGAGGAAAUCAGAAGAGAGAGCGAGCGAGCGAGCGAGCGAGCGUGUGUAUGUAUGUGUGUGCGAGAGAAAGUGGCUAUCCCCUUUAUCUGUUGCGGGUGAUCUCAAUUCUGUGCUCUGCAGUCUGAAAAUGAAGAAGUUCAACAUCAGGAAGGUGCUGGACGGCUUGAAAGAGGUGUCCUCCUCCACCCCGUCUGUCCAAGUGGGGCCACAGGAGAACCAUCUGAUCCAGGAGACCCUCCAGUCCGACCAUUUCCAGCUCUGCAAGACUGUCCGUCAUGGCUUCCCCUAUCAGCCAUCGUCCAUGGCUUUCGACCCCGUGCAGAAGAUACUGGCCAUUGGCACCCAGAGUGGAGCUCUCAGAUUGUUUGGUCGUCCAGGCGUGGAGUGUUACUGUCAGCACGAGAGUGGAGCAGCCGUCAUCCAUCUACAGUUUCUCAUCAAUGAGGGAGCGCUGGUGAGUGCUCUGGCUGACGACAGUGUCCACCUGUGGAACCUGAGGCAGAAGAGACCAGCCAUCCUCCACUCCCUCAAGUUCAGCAGAGAGAGAAUAACUUUCUGCCACCUGCCCUUCCAGAGUAAAUGGUUGUACAUUGGCACAGAACGAGGGAACAUCCACCUCGUCAACGUGGAGUCCUUUAUGCUCUCAGGCUACGUCAUCAUGUGGAACAAAGCCAUUGAACUGUCCUCCAAGGCUCACCCUGGACCAGUUGUCCACAUAAGUGACAACCCCAUGGAUGAGGGAAAGCUUAUAAUUGGAUUUGAGGCUGGGAUCGUGGUCCUGUGGGAUCUGAAAUCAAAGAAGGCCGACUAUCGCUACACUUACGAUGAGGCGAUCCACUCAGUUGCCUGGCAUCACGAGGGCAAGCAGUUCAUUUGCAGUCACUCAGACGGAACUCUGACCAUAUGGAACAUCAGAGGCCAGGGCAAGCCCAUACAGACAAUCACCCCACACGGAAAACAGCCCAAGGACGGGAAGAAGCCAGAGCCUUGCAAACCCAUUCUCAAAGUGGAGUACAAAACCACUAGAAUUGGGGAGCCCUUUAUAAUCCUGUCUGGUGGUCUGUCCUACGACACGGUGGGCCGGCGGCCUUGUUUGACAGUAAUGCACGGGAAAAGUACCGCGGUGCUGGAAAUGGACUAUCCUAUAGUAGACUUCCUUACACUCUGUGAGACACCAUACUCUAAUGAUUUUCAGGAACCUUACGCUGUGGUGGUCCUUUUAGAAAAGGAUUUAGUGGUGAUCGACCUUGCACAAAAUGGUUACCCUAUAUUCGAGAACCCCUAUCCUCUGACUAUCCACGAGUCUCCUGUGACCUGCUGCGAGUACUUUGCCGACUGCCCUGUGGACCUCAUACCUGCACUUUACUCUGUUGGUUCGCGGCAGAAACGACAGGGCUACAGCAAGAAGGAAUGGCCUAUUAAUGGCGGAAACUGGGGUCAAGGCACACAGAGCUACCCAGAGAUCAUCAUCACUGGGCAUGCUGAUGGAACUGUGAAGUUCUGGGAUGCUUCUGCAAUAAUGCUCCAGGUGCUCUAUAAGCUCAAAACAGCCAAGGUGUUUGACAGAAACCGGUCCAAGGAGGACAAGAGCAGCACCGAGGUGUCAGAUGAAGACCCCUUUGCCAUUCAGAUCAUGGCCUGGUGCCCUGAGAGCCGGAUGCUGUGUGUGGCCGGGGUGUCAGCCAACGUUAUCAUCUACCGCUUCAGCAAACUGGAAGUAACUACUGAGGUGGUGCAGUUAGUAGAAGUGCGAAUGCAGUACGAGCUGAACGACAUAGAGUCUCCAGACGGCGGGGGUGGAGGGGGAGAACAGACAUCAGCGCUUCCCACCCCCGGUGCCUCACCUCAGACAAGCGGCCCACCUUCACACCCCUCCACGAGCAGCAACAACUCUGACGGAGGCAACAUGCCCUGCCUCAAAGUGCGCAGUACCCCUCUGAAGCAGUCUGCAGGUUACCAGGUAGAUUUGGUGGUCCAGUUAGUGUGGGUGAGCGGAGAGCCUCCGCAGCAGAUCACAAGUCUGGCGCUCAAUUCCUCCUACGGCCUUGUGGUGUUUGGCAACAGUAACGGUCUGGCUGUGGUAGACUACGUCCAGAAGACGGUAGUGCUCAACUUGGGGACGGUCGAGCUUUAUGGCUCCAAUGACCCCUACCAGAGACAGCCCCGCUCGCCAAGAAAGUCACGGCAGCCUUCUGGAGGUCUGUGCGACAUCAACGAGGGCUCAGCCACAUCAGAGGACCGCUGCAAGUCCCCUACUUCAGCAAAGAUGUCACGGAAAUUAAGCUUGCCUACUGAGCUAAAGCCAGACUUGGUCCUCCUGUCUGUAUGCCCGCCGCGGGGUGCCAACCCAUUAGACCACAGGGACAAUUCUUUCAGCCGCUCGCGCUCCUCCAGCGUCACCAGCAUCGACAAGGAAGCACGAGAGUCCAUCAGCUCCUUCCACUUUAGUGACACCUUUGUCCGGAAGGGGGACAGCGCUUUGACACCCUGCCUGUAUGUGGGCACCACUCUGGGCACCAUGCUGUCUCUAGCUCUCACAUUGCCACCUGCUGGAGAGCAACGGCAACUGCAGCCAGUUAUCAUUUCACCUACGGGCAUUUUGGUGCGGCUGAAGGGAAGCGUCAUGCGGAUGGCUUUCCUGGACUCAACAGGUUCCAUGCUGCCCCCUCCGUUUGAGCCCUGGUUUGAGCCCAACGUUACAGCGGAUGGUGAAGAAAGAGAGAAGGUCCGCAAGCGCCGGCCUGUCUCCGUAUCCCCUUCUACCUCCCAGGACCUCAACGAGAGCCAGUAUGCUGUGGUGUGUUCCGAGAAACAGGCCAAAGUCAUUUCCCUCCCUUCCCAGACCUGCAUCUAUAAACACAGUAUCACAGAGACCUCCUUCAUCCUAAGGGCAGAUGUGGUGCAGAUGAGCCAAGGCGUGUCUCUGGCUUGUUUCUGUGCCAAUGGCCACAUCAUGACCCUCAGUGUGCCGGGACUGAGACCGCUCAUGGAUGUAAACUACCUGCCUUUGACAGACAUGCGGAUAGCAAGGACGUUCUGCUUCACCAACCUGGGUCAGGCCAUGUACCUCUGCUCCCCCACUGAGAUCCAGAGGAUUACUUACAGCCAGGACACCUGUGAAAACCUACAGGAGAUGCUGGGUGAACUUUUUACACCAGUGGAGACACCAGAGGCACCCAACAGAGGGUUCUUCAAAGGCCUCUUUGGGGGAGGAGCACAGUCGUUGGACAGGGAGGAGCUAUUUGGUGAGGUGUCAGCUGGAAAGGCAUCACGAAGUCUGGCCCAGCACAUCCCAGGCCCGGGUGGCAUUGAGGGCAUGAAGGGGGCAGCGUCUGGUAUAGUUGGAGAUCUGGCACGCGCCCGGAUAGCACUGGAUGAAAGAGGCCAGAAACUGGGCGAGCUGGAUGAGAGGACAGCUGCCAUGAUGGCCAGCGCAGACUCCUUUUCCAAACACGCCCACGAGAUGAUGCUGAAGUGCAAAGACAAAAAAUGGUACCAGUUCUGAUCAGUGACAGUGGAGGAGCAGAGCUCCAUGGACACAACUGUCACCUUCCAUUGGCCCAAUUGGACUCACCGUGACCCCCCACCCAUCCGUCUGUCCAUUCAUCCAUCCUUCCAAGCCUUCUUCACUGGGACACUUGGGAUUUUCUUCCCUAGCACAAUGUUGAAUACUGUUCUUACCUCAGUCUAAAGGGUGGAACUGAGGGGUAGAUAGGGGAGAAGGACAACCUCAAAGGGAGCAAAUAAAUGGUGUCUUUUUAUGUUUUUGUCUCUUAGUUUAUCUCUGUUCAACUUCUCCGAGGUAGCCAAUUGGCCCAAGCACCUGGAGAUUCAUCAUUCUGAUUUGUCAAAAAAACUUUUCUGUUGUCUCCACUCCGAGCCCAUCGGGGCCAGUAUUCAAACUGAUGAACAUAGCUGAAAAAAAGACAAAUACCUAAUGAAGAAACAGACUACAAACAUUCUUAAAAUAUAAAAAGAAGGAAUACGAAUCUAAAUACAUCAUUAUAUAUACAUAAAGCUAAUAAAUGUGCAACGCUGUAUCCACCUCUGAGUGACAAGUACAAAAGAAAGGAAUAACUCAUCGAAGAGACAGGAGCAGGGUGUGAAGGCUGAAGGAGGAGGCGUUGAAGUGCCAGGGGAAGUGCUGCGUCAGCGAUGCCUCCUUUAUGCAGAGAGUCACAGGGAUGAAAACAACUUAUACUGAUGUACACUGGAUAUUUCGUCAUCUCGCUCAACCUGUAGACUCUCCUCUGUAUCUUACGGACUUUCAUAUCGUUACCAACAGUGUGUGUGUGUGUGUUAAUUUCUAUUUUCUUGCCAUUCCUCUAUUUGUUAUUCGUUGGGGUUUUUGCUCUUGUCUGUAUUAUUGGAAAAUCUCUUAUUUUUCUAUUGUUGUGAAAGUGGAUGAUAUUUGAUUUGUUGAAAAAAUACAUUUUGUGGCUUUUAUCUAACAACUCAAAUUAAUUUCUCCUCACGAAAAGGGCUGGAAUCUAAAAAGGAGGGCAAGGAUAUAAAAGGCAUAUAUCGUUAACUCACUGACAUGGCAACAUCAGCUGUCUUGACUCUGAAAUUUCAAAGCAAGUGCGUAUGAACCACACACGUUUAUUGUUUAGCUAAGGAUUUCAUUUGUUGACCUGUGUGAUGUGAUGUGCCUCCCUCACCCUCUAAUGUCAUAAGCUUCCACAGUUUGGCUUAGUCUGUGAGUGUGACUGUACAAAUGCUGAUGAGAUCAGUGUUAAAUACGUCCAGCCAGAUUUGGUGGAGUUUCCAAAUUCUGGAGUCAAUCAAUAUGGAGAUUACAUACACAUGAGUAGUAAUCCUAUUUAUGUGUUUUCAUAUAUGCAGGAUAAUAGAGAUACGGAUGUAUAAUCCUUUAAAGGCAUACAUUUAAAACAUAUUUCAGGUUUUGCUGACAGUUGUCUGUAUGAGAAAGUUGUCUGUGUGAUUUAUUUGUUAAUAUUUAUUUAUUGAGGUGCAAGACAGUUGUGUUUGGUGUCAGAAACAUUCACCUUCAUUAUUAUCUCAUUUCUAUUUCCAUAUUUGCAGUGAAGCUCAAAUGUGGUGUAUCUCUGUCUACCAAGCUUUUAAUCUUUAUUUGUAUAUAAGUAAAUAGUUUGACAAUCUAAGACCAACUGGAAAGUAAAUGUCGAGGUUGCUCAAGCAACAGAAGAGGAGAGAGGCCAUAUUUUUUCUGACGCCAAAGAGUUGCUUUAGCUUUUCCAUUGCAUUAUCGUUUGGCUCGUCACACUAUCAGACAGUAUACGGUAAUAUGUGUAAUACAAUAUAACUUCACCCAUGGAGUGCAGACCCGGGAUCAGGUCCAUUUGGGAAUGUGGUCAUCUUCAGGGUUCAAGAAAUGGAGCAAGUUGCAAUGGAACUCAGCCAUUUAUAGUAGUAUUGUUUCACAUUAUGUCAUAAAACUGUAACCUUUGGACUAAUGUUUAAUGUUUGAAGUGGCCUAACUGUUGGUUGAUAAGGCUGUUUCCUGAACCAUUCCACUACAGCUGAAACACAACAAUAUUUUGUGUGUGUGUGUGUGUGUGUGUGUGUGUGUGUGUGUGUGUGUGUGUGUGUGUGUGUGUCAGGGUGUGCUCAUGUAAAUUAAGGGAUAUCAUUUAAAUUCUUGGUUGUUUAAUAAUUGAUGUUUAUGUCCUAGUCUCACCAGUCAGCAGACUGUGUCCAGUUGAGUGUCUGUUACACUAACUAAAGCCACCAAUGACGAUAAAAUAAGAUAAGAUAAUGUACAAUAGAGGAUGAUCUCUAAACUAUGGUUUAAUUUCACUGGUGCAUGUCUGGGCCCAUGCUUCGACUCUGCUUCACUUCAGUCUUUGCCUUUCUCUCUUCCUCAGUAAGUGUACCACUGACUCUCUUGGUUCCACAGCGACAGAUAUGGCCUUCUCUGUGUUUAGUCAGAAUUGUAGUGUGGAUGUUGGUAGGUAGCUCUGUCUUUAACCCCCAAAGUGAAGAAUAGGAAGAAAAAAAACAACUUCAGGAAAAAUAACUAGUUUUAGCUAGAAGUCAUCCCUGAAAACCUGUUCAAUGUCUUUCCCUCCGACCCAACUGUUAUUUAUGUGUUUCAGGUUUUUUUCUUUUUCAAUGUUAUACUUGUUUUUUCAUCUUUGUGUGAUUUGUUUCUUGUCCAUACACUACAGUAUGCAGUAUUCUUACCCGAUACAAUCCACACACUCAAGCAACAAGAGGGAGUCCUGUCUAUCUGCCAUAUGCCAUCUUCUGUCCUGGAUUCAACAGCUAUCAGUGGGUUGCAGUAUUUUUCUCAUUGUAGCCAAUUUUCUUGUACAGUUUUAUGCAACUUUCACAUGGAUGUUUAUGACUUUAUCUGCUGCCACACAAAUUUAGAAAUUAUGUAGAUAGAGAUUACUGUGCAAUGGAAAAUAAAAGUUUAAAAUGUU
Messenger RNA from Perca flavescens (yellow perch), 6657 nucleotides. RefSeq names its product syntaxin binding protein 5a (tomosyn) (gene stxbp5a). The record is from RefSeq and is a predicted model, not a curated record. Gene Ontology annotation, molecular function: GTPase activator activity; syntaxin binding; myosin II binding. Gene Ontology annotation, biological process: Golgi to plasma membrane transport; exocytosis. The transcript is spliced from 26 exons. Lineage: Eukaryota; Metazoa; Chordata; Actinopteri; Perciformes; Percidae. Bases 375 to 3752 code for a protein of 1125 amino acids. Gene Ontology annotation, cellular component: SNARE complex; cytoplasm; plasma membrane.